AACAACGUUUUAUUUUAUUUUUAUUCGUGUCGUUUUUCAUUAUCAAGGAAAUGUGCAACCACAUUCUAUCGAAUGUAAUUUUCGUUUCACUUCUUGUCAUUCUAUCAUACGCGAUCGACGACGAACUUUACGAAGGGAGUCAAUGUACGUUGGAAGAUGGUAAAACAGGCAUCUGCAAGAAAUUAACCGAUUGUCCAAUGAGAAUACGAGAGGUGCAACGAGGUAUAAGACAUUCAACUUCAACGGGAAGAUGCGGAUUUUCUAGUUUUACUGAGAUCGUUUGUUGUCCUAUAGUGAAUUUCGAAAGAAAAGUGUUGCUUCGUCCGGCUGAUAUUGCUUGUCAAGAAUACGGCAAUAAUGUAACAACAAAAGAGGAAAAAAAUUUGUCUCUCCACAUAUUUAAUGGAAAAUUGGCUAUGUCGAGUGAAUUUCCAUACGUAGUGGCUUUAGGAUAUGAAAACGACAACAUUUCCGAACCUAUCAAAUAUAGUUGUGGAGGUAGUUUGAUAUCUUCUCAGUAUGUAUUGACUGCGGCACAUUGUGUCAAUAAUAUAAAUGAGAGAAUACCAAUCGAAGUACGAUUAGGAAAUGAAGAUAUACAAAGUAUCGAAUCUAACGUGCAACGAAUUCCGAUAAGUGACAUAAUAUAUCAUCCAAAGUAUAAACGCAGUACACAAUAUAACGACGUUGCUAUUUUGAGGCUGAAAACAAAGAUACAGAUUUCGAAAACGACUAAGCCUAUUUGUCUUCAAACCAAAUCCUUAAGAUCAUUGAAAAUAACACCGAGAACAUCUUUAAUAGUGAUUGGAUGGGGCGCUACGAGUUUCGAUGCCGAGAAUUCUGUCAAAUUGAGAAAGACGCCUAGUCUCAGCAUUGUGAAUAGAGAAGAAUGCGAGAAACAUUACGUAGGGCAUCCAAGAUUACCUAAUGGCAUCGACGACAAUUUCAUUUGUGCUAUAGACAAUAAUGCCAGUCGAAGAGCGGAUGCUUGUCAAGGAGACAGUGGAGGUCCAUUGUUAAUGAUGACCGAAAAAGGUGAUAGCGUAAUUGGAAUCACAGCUUUUGGUAAUACUUGUGGUUCACCUGCCCCGGGUGUUUACACCGCGAUUUAUUCCUAUUUAGAUUGGAUCGAGGAACAUGUUUGGACGAAUAAAAAUGAGAAAAAAAAUGUCGUGAAGACAGAAUUUUUCAACAUUACGAUCACGUUCUAGUGAAACACACUUUACAUGUGUUUGCCAAUACGUAUCUCAGGUAAUGAUCUCCAGGUAAUGGAAUUCGAUUAUAUCAUGGAGAUUAUUUUGUAUUGCGGGUUCUGUUAGAUGAUCAU
This is a messenger RNA of Apis laboriosa (Himalayan honeybee), 1327 nucleotides long. Its product is annotated as serine protease snake-like. The transcript is spliced from 5 exons. Bases 51 to 1211 code for a protein of 386 amino acids. The record is from RefSeq and is a predicted model, not a curated record. Gene Ontology annotation, biological process: proteolysis. NCBI's taxonomy places the organism in Eukaryota, Metazoa, Arthropoda, Insecta, Hymenoptera, Apidae. Gene Ontology annotation, molecular function: serine-type endopeptidase activity.